Messenger RNA from Paramuricea clavata, 5138 nucleotides. The record is from the annotation of a GenBank genome assembly. NCBI's taxonomy places the organism in Eukaryota, Metazoa, Cnidaria, Anthozoa, Malacalcyonacea, Plexauridae.
AUGUCUGACAAAGGAGAGCCAGUUUAUGCAGCCGCGAGAAACCCGAAAUUUGAACAGUUGAGGAGUGACCAUGAAACCUUUCUUCGUACUUUCGAAAGUGAGUCCUAGUAAAUAUUGCAUUUUUACGUUGUUUUUCUCACACAAUGUUUGCUUGAUUUUGGUUAAUGGCAUUGAUGUGUUGAUGCUACAUUAAUCGUACUUUUUCUGUUUUGUUUCACAGAACCUACACAGAUAUAUCGCUUUUUAAGGACACGGAAUAUAAUAACAGUGAGUAUAUUUAUAGUAUAUAUAAACAAUCUAAUUGUAAAAGACUGUUAAUUAAUAUAUUUGAAUAAAAUUCAUACUCAAAACCAAUAUAGAAUUAGUUAUAUUGUGUGAGACGUCCAAAAUCUUAAUAUUUACCCAUACACCUUUGUAUAUGGCGUCACCUUUAUGUAUAUAUGAAUUUGCGGUUAUGCACCAGUCAAAGUAAACCCUAACCCCCCUCACCCCGGGAUAUAGGUGGGGAUUGGUUUUGAAUACCGUACCAAAACAGACAAAUGCCCCACAAUAUGGGACAAAAUUUUCUUGCAAAAGACAAAAAAUGCCCCCCCCCCCCGGGGGGAAAUUGUAAGUCGUGUGAGUGAAUUUAUCUCCUGCAUAAUAUCUCCUCGACAAUCUCCGGGCCACCGCAUAAACCGUCCACAUUUUAAAAUAUUAAUACUUUGUUCCAAAACUCAAAAGAACGAUAAAAACAUAUUAAUAUAAACAAACAAAUGUCGAGCUUUCCACAACAAUAGAUUCCAUGGAUGGAUGGACAAUUUAACUGGUAUUAACAUAUAGAUUGAAAAGAAAUUAAAUUAAUAAUAUAUUUAUAAAAUUCCUCUUGAUUUCAUUUCCUCAUGAGCAUGCCAUUUUGUCCUUUGUCACAUGGUAUAAAAUGGUAGAACCUGGGGAUUCCAUUGGACAAAACGGUACAAAAUAGUACAAAAUGGCCGCAGACAAUCCCCAUUAUCUCCCGGCAUAAUUCAGCAGACUGACAAAACCAACAAAUUCCCGACAUGGUUGGGACAGAAUUCGAUGACAAAAAGCCACUAAAUCCCCACCAAGUACCCUCUUUGCCCGGGGUAGGGGGGGGCGUUGGGGUUUGCUUUGACUGGUGCAUUAGAGCUCGACAGGGACGUCGGAAGUGGGGGGGACGGGCCCGGAUCCCUCCACUUUUUUAGUUGGGAGGCCUAAAUGUCUUUGCCUCCCCCCCACUUUUUAACAAUGGUCAAUAAUAAACCACAAAGUCAAUUGACAGUAUUUCAGUUACGCGUGUAGACAAAACAAUUUGAGAUAUUUUAUGACAUUUUGUUACUUUUAGAACUCUGUAAAUUUCCUUCUAAGGCCAAAUAAAAAUAAUAGUUGGUUUCAGGUUUCCGAUCGACCUGUCAAAAAUAUGACCGACCUGUCAAAAAUAUGACCGACCAUAAACAUAAAAAUUAUUUUGUUUGCUUAUAAUUUAAUCAUUACCUAGUCAUGUUAAUCAUAGUUUUACACAAGGAACAGUUGAAUAAAAUAUUAAAAACGUACACUAUUCUGACAUUGCAGCUACCGCUGAAAAAAGGUGAAAACACCUUGAUGUGUUUGUUCCUUGCGAAACACAUGUAGCUUGUGGGGGAUCCCGUUAUUGCAUACUCAAGAUAAAAUAUUCUUUUAAAUAAAAUGUUCUUCCAACCAACCUACCCAUAUAAAACAUGGCUGUGAAACCUGAAACCAACUAUUAUUUUUAUUUGGCCUAAAGUGCAGGAAAUGGCAUUUCAGAGACUCUAGUUUUAAAAAUUUUCCCGGACCCCCUUGUAACUCACCCGCUAAGCGUGCCCCCUACUUUUAGAGUCGCUCCUAUGCCACUGCUGGCCUCUGUAGCUCAGUUGGUUAGAGCGCUGCACUGGAAUCGCAGGUUUGAUUCCUGCAGAGGGCCAGCGGUUGAAUUUUUCCCAAGUAUUCCUUGUUAGGUCUAAUAAAUGUAUAAAAUUCACGUACACAAUUUCCAUCGAAGAAUGACCCAUUUUUUUAUAAAUCUUCAAAAAAAGAAAAUCGGACCCACCCUGCCUACAUUUUUGCGACAAGUAUUACGAAAACCCAGGUAUUUCUUAUGUUGCUGUCACAAUUUAGAUGAAGUUUGCACUAAAUGUCACCAUUUUAUUUUCAAUAUGUUGCCAUUUCAACAAAAUGUUGUCUGCCAGAAUUUAUCCUAAUAGGACCUCGAUAUAUAUUCAUAUCUAGUACUAACAUUUUUAUUUUAUCUUGUACUAUAUCAGUCUAAUACUUGGUCCUUAUUUGUAGCCCAUAUUCUUACACAGAAAUUUAUCGUACAUGAGACAUCGGAGAACUAGGAAUAAUAAAGAACAAAGGUAUACAGUAGUGGGAUGUUGCAGUAUAUCUAUACCGAUUAUCAUUUUUUUAUAAAUACAGAUUAUUCGAUAUUUAAAUUUUUGAUAUAUCAGAAUAUCGAUAUUUUUUGGUAUUAUUGGUAUCAAGAAAGACAAAGAUGACCAAUUUGUCAAGCCUGCAGGAAAAACUGUAAAGUAAAACGUGUUUGUUAACUUUGGUGUUGCACAGGGAAAAAUAGGCAAGCAUACAAGCACUGCUUGCAGGAAAUGUUAAACAUCUGCAGGAAAUUCAUUUUAAUGAUGAUUUGCUAUUGAAAAUUUGAAGGAAACCUUAACACCCAUGUCCCACUAUGGUAGGACUGUUCGGUAUACCGAUAUACCGAAAAUAUCAGUAUUAAAUCAAUAUUGGUAUAUCGAUACCGGAUAUUCAGCCAUACCGAUAUACCACUAAAAUUUCUGAUAUACCGGAAUUUUUCGGUAUACCGUGUUACAUUUACCAACUAUAUGGCAAAACCAUAACCUUUAUUUUACUACUGAAUGGCUUCAAAAUUAUCGUUUUCCCUUUUAGAAUUACUAAAAAUUACCUUCAAAUUUCCAUUAAUUAAUGAAUUUUCCUUUAUAAUUAUCAAAGGAAAACUGGUAUACCGAUAAUAUCGGUGUAAUUUUUUCGGUAUACCGAUACCGGAAAUUGCUCAUACCGAACAUUCCUACACUAUGGGUGCAACAACACAUGAUUGACAGACAUUCUUUGAAUUUAAAACUACAUAUUGAUACAUCACUUCUCUCUGGUCAGCUAGAACACUACAUGUUUAUGCACAGAUUUAGCACAAAAAUAUCUCUUCAGGAAAUGUUUGUUUCCAGGUUGUGCUCCCAGGAAGAAAAUUUUUUUUUGGUUGUGCUAAUGUUUCCUUAAUCUGUACUUUUUACUUUAGGGCAAAAUUCAAAGUUGAUGAUUUGCUAGCAAAAUGUGAAAGAGAGAAUGCGGAGAAUUCACCACAUGGGUACCUGAAGUUUAAUUAAAUUACUGCAUUGAGAUUUAUUUCCGGUCAUAUGCAUCCAGUAUGUUAGAGAUACAGUAAAUGCCAAGCGUCUCAUCCCGAAGUUCAAGUAUAUCUACAGUUCAUCCUGAUUAUCUAAUUGAUAUUCAUAGAAUUUUGUGCUACAUAAAGCUUGUGGUACAUUGAUGAAAACUGACUCAAUCACAAAAUAAGCAACAACAUUUUUGGUCACCAAUCAGCUGCACUUUUGAAGUCUGAAUUUAGUUUUGAACUGUUUGGCAUCAUCUAAUUUCUGUACCCUAUGUUUUUUUUUCACAUUACAGUUCAGAAAAGAAUGGAUACCUUAAUUUGACAUUCAAAGGUUUCUUUCGUGGAUCAGGUACUAAUAAUGUGUUUUUGUACAUGUAGGGUUUGUGAUUGAGCAAGGUGCCCUUAACCUUGAUAUUUACCCACACAGUAUCUUCAGGGUUUUUUUCAGGGAUUUUUUAGGACCGUAAAACAGGCCCUAAAAAUUAGUUUAAGAAUUUCUAGGAAUUUUAAAUUUUGUUCUUACUAAUACUACUAAAAAAGGCCCUUACUUGGCCUUUAAAAAAAGGCACAAACAAAGGCAUUUCAAAUUUUAUUGCAGAAUAUAUUUAUUUCUUUAGUCUAUCCCAUAUUUUGUUUUUAGUUCAAGGUGAGGUCCCCACACCCUCCAGCGAGAAUCUUGCUGAUCAAAAUCUUGUUCCUGCUGAAGUUUUUAUUGUUAAAAUUUGCCACAAAAGAAGAAAGGUGCAGUAUAGUGGGGAUUAUUUACAUGUUCAAUAGCGGAUUGACUAAAUUACAACGUGUUUACAAGCAUUAAAAUUAUUUACAAAAUUACUUACAUCAAUAGACCUUACCGAUUAUUCUCUUUACCCAAUGGCCUCGUUUCCAUGUUAACUUAUUUUAGCUUGUCAGGGGCAGAUAGAGAUUAUAUUCCCAUGUUUUCCUGGACGAAUUUGUUUCUUGCUGUUCUUAGGCUCAAUAACAAAGUAAUUUUCAACCCCAUUAAGCACAAAAAAUGAUGUAAGUAUUUGACAUGAAAACGAGGCCAUUGGGUAAAAGAAUAAUCGGCAAGGUACUGUGUUACUAUUGCCACUACCUACACACUGGCACAAAUUUUUUAAGAUUAUUUUACUCUGUGUAACGCCAAACGAUUUUACUUCUCAAGAGGAGAGUACUGGCACUUAAUGAUAGGAUAUGAUAUGGUAGGAUAGGAUAAAACUUUAUUUGAAUACGCUGGCCACUUCAACCGAAGCUGCUUUCCAAGUGGGCAUAGAUAAUUUAUAAAAUAUUACAAAAUAUAUAAAAUACAAAGAGAAGUACGAAAAUACAAAAUAUAUAUUACAAAACAAAUGGUACAGUAGUCAAAUAACUAAUUCGUCAGACUAACAGAGGAAAUAUUCCUAUUGAAAGAAUAUAAAGAUUCGCUGUUUCUUAAGUAUUUGUUCAGGAAUGCUAAAUUGCAGAUUUUAACCCCACUAUAUCGGAAACAUUAAAUUCAUUUCCUCACUUUUACUUCAGGAUAACAGUCCACCGAUUAUUCAAGAACGUGUGGGUCGUUGCCUUGUGGCUCACAAUCCUUGCACUGAUCAGGAGCCGUUGCUCGAGUCUUGCAGUGUUUCCAUACCUCGCUCAUUUUUCAAUCCUAAAACCAACAGAAAUGUUCGUUCGUUCAUCCUGACGCUGGAAGUCAGUAUUCCUCUUGUUGAAACCACGAAGAAAAAGAAACGAAAGAAAAGUGAUGCAAAGCCUGAGCAAAAAC